AUGUACACGUCGAAUCCACACACUCUAAACACUAGGAGAAUGAUCCCCAACGAUUUGCUUCAUGAAAUCCUCAAGAGAGUUCCGCUGAAAUCCCUCAUGCGAUUUCAAUGUGUAUCUCGAAUCUGGCAAUCAAUAAUCAACGAUCCUUUGUUCAUCAAGGCCUACCCGAGACUUGCUAAUCGAUUUCUCGUCUCAUUGGAGUGCUGCCGGGAUCACGUACUUUUCAAGAUCUGCAGCCUUGGCGAAGGUGGCGGCCGCCACCGUGCAAUCAUCUUUUCUCAAACUCUUCCGCAUGAGGCCAUGGACUGUGAUCGGAAACCAAAAGCAUACACAAAUAUCGUCAAUGGAUUCAUAUGUUUUUAUCGGGACGAAAAAUCGUGGUUGUAUGACAUUAUUAGCCAAGAUCUGGUCAAACUUCCCGACUUUGGGUCAACCAUAUUUACCGAUGAUACUCAUUUUGGGUUUGAUCGGGUGAACAAAAGGUACAAGUUACUCAAGAUACUUGAUUCUUAUCAAGUGGCGAUUUUCACCGUCGGCGUCGAUUCGUCUUGGAGGAUCCGUGAUUUUGCGUCACUGCCAUCUUUAGAGAUUUUAGCAUAUCGACCUUCGUGCUUUGGCGGAAUCCUUCGCUGGAUAAAUCAUAGACCACGGAAUGAAGACCGAAGUUUGGAUCGUCUAGAAUAUCAAUGUCGAGUUGUGGCUUUUGAUCUUGAUAAAGAGAAGUUUAUUCACAAAAAGUGUUUAGAUUUUGGAAACUAUGAAGGCAAAUCAUACACGAAGAUGAUGAAUUUCGGGCCUUGUAAAGUUGUAACGAGAUUUGAUCUGACCGAAUUAGAUCUGGCUGGCCGUCGGAAUCCACCACGAAUCUCUCGUCGAUUCCGCACUGGUAUGGAUGAGUCGUAUGAUUCACCUCGGGUUCGAGUUCUCUUGUACAAUGUUAAAGAAAGGUCUUUUCACGAAAUUCACUUGUUUGAUCCUUCCAAGAGGGAGUGGGAAAGGAUUAUGAUGGAUUCAUCAUUUACCCUUGACAGCACUUCCUACUUCGAGAAAAAUCUCGUGUCAUUUGGGUGCCAUAACUUAACGCCCAAACUUAACUUGCUGUCAGAUGAUUAUUUUAAUUGA
Molecule: messenger RNA, 1122 nt
Organism: Oldenlandia corymbosa var. corymbosa
Lineage: Eukaryota; Viridiplantae; Streptophyta; Magnoliopsida; Gentianales; Rubiaceae
Source: the annotation of a GenBank genome assembly